Naegleria fowleri is the source of this 1035-nucleotide messenger RNA. RefSeq lists its product as uncharacterized. Bases 1 to 1035 code for a protein of 344 amino acids. NCBI's taxonomy places the organism in Eukaryota, Heterolobosea, Eutetramitea, Acrasida, Naegleriidae. The record is from RefSeq and is a predicted model, not a curated record. The transcript has a single exon.
AUGAUUGAUCACCACCAGCGGAAUUCUUCACUGUCAACCACCACAGCUGCAUCCAAACAUGAUGACCAAAUCAAGACUGAAGAAGAGGAGAAAAUGAUCGACUCCAUCCCGAGCAUGCUCAACCAUCCACACCACGACCACCACCAUCACAAUCCUUCCUCAUCGUCAUUCGAACACAAAUUUAAAACAUUUCUCAAAGAAUCCCUAGUGGAUAAUCUGAUCGUGCUUCGAAAGUUCAUAAAAACGCAUGCCAAUACUCGGAGCAUAUUGCUGCUACUUGCGAAUAUAAUCAUCACGUGGAUUUUUCAAUUUGUUUGGUCUCGAUUAUUUAUUUCAAACGUUUACACCAUGCUUUCGAAUUCGAUCAAAGGAUUCGAUUCAUCGCUAGGAGUUGAAUUUUUGCAACACAUCGGAACACGAGGCCGAUACCUUCAUCUUCUCUAUGAAUUAAUUGAUUUACUGUACUUUAUACCGAGUGUGGCUAUUUUUCUCUCAUGCGUGGUGGAAAAACUGUUUUCUCCUAAUAAUACAUCACAACAAUCACUCAACAAUUACAACAAUCAUUCAUUCAACAACAAUAAUAAUCACUACAACAACAACAACAACAUGUUGACACCCUCAACUACCAAUGAUAAUCAUCCUCCAAUUCAUUUAAUGAACAAAAUUCACAACAUUGCACGAAAUUCAGCAUGUUGGAUGCCCAGUAUUUACAUGUUAUUUGGAGUGUUGGAACAUUUGAGUAGUAUUUCUGCAAUGUUUCAUUAUGAAUUUCACAGUCCGAUGACAACUACUUUGUUUUAUUUGAGUAGAGCUAGUGUGUGGUGUCAGUACAAGUGGAUUUCAUUGGCUGUGUUGGUUGUACUUAUUAUUGGAGGAAGAAUUCUGUAUUUGGCUUGCUGUUGUUGCUGUAGCUGUGAUGAUUUUGAAUUAUCAGGUGGAACUACUCAUUAUUAUCAUGAUAUUCGAGUGGUUGAUGAAGACGAAGAUGACGAAGAAGUGUUUAGAAGUAAUGAGGAUGAUGAUGACGAUGUGUAA